AUCAACUAUAAAAGCUCUUGUGCCUCCAUCUUUUAACUUUUGAUUUUCUCUAACCUCUCAGGCAAUAAACGGAUGAAUCAACCGUUUCGAGAUGCACACCCCUACGCCUUCAUGCUUCAUAAAUUAAUCAAACUUUUUCUGCACAAAUCUCUACAUCUACAUAGAUUAUUAAGCAACAACAACAUCCAGUGAAAGAAAACAGAGAGAUUGCUCAUGAAGAAGCAAAGAGGAGCCUUUAGAAGAAGAUCUGAUCUGUUUGAAGCGUUACCUGAUGAUAUUGUUAUAUCUAUCCUCUACAAGCUCAGUUCUACAGCCUCUUCUCCGUCUGAUUUCGUCGCUGUUCUUCUUACAUGUAAGCGGUUGAAUAAUUUAGGCCUACAUCCUCUAGUUGUAUCGAAAUCGUGUUCGAAAGCGCUUGCUGUAAGAGCUAAAAACUGGUGCGAGGAGGCUCACCGGUUUUUGAAACUAUGCGUCAACGCCGGCAACACGGAGGCAUAUUAUAUGCUUGGAAUGAUCCGCUUUUAUUGCUUGCAAAAUCGAGGAAGUGGAGCGUCGUUGAUGGCGAAGGCGGCGAUUAAAUCACACGCUCCGGCACUGUACUCACUAGCUCUGAUUCAGUUCAACGGCAGUGGAGGGUUGAAGAACGACAAGGACCUCCGCGCCGGAGUUGCGCUGUGUGCUAGAGCAGCCUUCCUUGGCCACAUCGACGCUCUCCGGGAACUCGGCCACUGCCUCCAAGACGGUUACGGCGUCCGUAAGAACAUCACCGAAGGCCGUCGUUUACUCGUGCAAGCCAACGCGCGCGAACUCGCAUCUGUCCUACGCGUCUUCAACAACUCACCAUCUCCGCCAUCGUCGGGGUGGCAGUUCCAUAACCACCAACAACCACGUCCUACUCCACCUCCAUCAUAUCAAACCGGAGCUCCGAAUCCUCCUACGAAUCCGUCCGAUUUCGACAUCCAGUUGUUUAGUGACUACGGGUUCAACCUAACCGGUCGAGAAUUGCACCCAGCAAACCGGUUCCUGGUUGAGUGGUUCGGGUCGAGAGAAGACAGGUUUCCGGGUUUGGGUAUACGGAUAUGCUCCUACAAGGGUUGCGGGCGACCCGAGACCCGAAAAAACGAGUUUCGAAGAUGUUCCGGUUGUGGGAAAGUGAACUAUUGUUCGCGUGGAUGUCAAGCGCAUGACUGGAGGGUGCACCAUAAGGUGGAGUGCGCACCCAUGGAGGAGUGGGUGGGUCAUGCCAUUGAUGACGUGGAUGAAGAAGAAGAAGAUAACAUGAACGGCGAUGAUGACGUGGUUGAUAAUGAUCCAACGGUUGAGAUUAACGAAGGCGAAGUUGAUGGGAUCCAGAUCUGAAUGUGUGUACUCUUUCUUUUAGGGAG
Molecule: messenger RNA, 1385 nt
Organism: Lactuca saligna
Lineage: Eukaryota; Viridiplantae; Streptophyta; Magnoliopsida; Asterales; Asteraceae
Source: the annotation of a GenBank genome assembly